AUGGUCAUUCGCUAUGUCAUGAGUCCUCACCGAGUAAUAAAAACGGAGAGAGAGCAGAAGCUGAAGGAGGCUGAGGAGCGAGCCAGAAGCAGACCUCGAGUCUUCAAAGAGCCAAAGAAGUGUCCUCCCCUCGGGAUGGAGUCCCAUCGGAUGGAGCCCGACCAGCUCUCAGCCUCCUCCAUGUCUCAGUACAUCUUCGCACCGCAGAGGGCACGCCUCAACAUGCAGGGUUCAGAUGAUGAAGAUGACAUGAGAGGAGGAGCGUGGUGCGCUAACUCAGAGGACAAGAGCCACUGGUUUGAGAUCGAUGCUCGCAGGGCGACGGAGUUCACAGGAGUCAUCACACAAGGCCGAGACUCGCUGAACGAGAGUGACUACGUGACUUCCUACUUCCUGGCUUUCAGCAACGACAGCAGAGAAUGGACCACGAUCCAUGAUGGAUACGCAGACUGGCUGUUCUUUGGUAACAGCGAUAAGGACACCCCGGUGAUGAAUCAGCUGGCGGUGCCGGUUGUUGCCCGGUACGUUCGGAUCCUCCCUCAGAGCUGGAACGGCUCUCUGUGCAUGAGGCUGGAGGUGCUCGGCUGCCCCGUGCCCGAUCCAGUGGACGUUCAGUACCGGCACAAUGAAGUGACUCCGGUGGAUUACUUGGAGUUCAAACAUCAUGGCUACUCUGAGAUGGUCGCGCUGAUGAAGUCAGUGCACGAGGAGUGUCCCAACAUCACCAGCGUGUACAGCCUGGGACGCAGCUCCAAGGGACUGGACAUCAUGGCCAUGGUCAUCUCUGGAAACCCCACAGAGCACGAAAUAGGCGAGCCGGAGCUGCGCUUCACGGCCGGUCUCCAUGGAAACGAGGCGGCGGGUCGGGAGCUGCUGCUGCUCCUCAUGCAGUACCUGUGCAAAGAGUACCAAGACAGGAACCCACGAGUCCAGAGGCUGGUAGAGGGGAUCCGGAUCCACCUGGCACCAUCACUCAACCCAGAUGGACACGUGGAGGCCUUCGAAGUGGGAUCAGAGCUAAGUGGAUGGACCACAGGACACUUCACUGACCAAGGCGUGGACAUCUUCCAGAACUUCCCCGAUCUGAACCGGUUCCUGUGGGACGCCGAAGACAAAGGCCUGGUGCCCAAACUCACCCCCAACCACCACGUUCCCAUACCGGACGACUUCGAGACCAACAGCUCGAUUGCCGUGGAAACCAAGGCCAUAAUCUCGUGGAUGAAGAGCCAUCCCUUUGUGUUGGGUGCUAACUUCCAGGGCGGGGAGCGAGUGGUAGCCUACCCUUAUGACCGCUUCAGCAAGCCUGCAGUCAGCCACAAACCCCACAGCCGCAAGAAGAGACAGUAUGAAGACGAAGGUUUUGAUGUGACGGAGUGGGGAAGGGGCUACCACGAAGAGCCAGAGGAAGACUGGAGAAGCAGAGGAUACGCAGAGCCAGAAGAAGAGCAGAGGGGCCAUGGCUACGACCAAAACCCUGGCUACGAAGACAACCGCGGCUACGACCGCGGCUACGAACAAAACCGCGGCUACGACCAAGGCUACGAACAAAACCGUGGCUACGACCAAGGCUAUGAACAAAACCGCGGCUACGACCAAGGCUACGAACAAAACCGCGGCUACGACCAAGGCUACGAACAAAAUCGCGGCUACGACCAAGGCUACGAACAAAACCGCGGCUACGACCAAGGCUACGAUGGUCACAACCAGGGCUACGGCCACAGAGAGGAGGAAGAGGACGACAGAGGAAGAAGCGGAGGCUACCAGUACGCUGAUCCGGAGGACGAGACCCGUGCGAUCCCAGACGAGUCUCUGUUCAGGUGGCUGGCCGUCUCCUACGCCUCCACGCACCUGACCAUGACGCACAACUUCCACGGCUCCUGCCACGGAGACGUCGCUGGCGGGCCACACGGCAUCGUCAACCGAGCCAAGUGGAAGCCGAUCACAGGAAGUAUGAAUGAUUUCAGCUACCUGCACACCAACUGCUUGGAGCUGUCCGUGUUCCUGGGCUGUGAUAAGUUCCCUCAUCAGGUGGAGCUGGCCUACGAGUGGGAGAAGAACAGAGAAGCUCUGCUCAUCUUCAUGGAGCAGGUGCAUCGCGGCAUCAGAGGCAUCGUGAAGGAUCAGCAGGGGAACGCCAUCGCCAACGCCACCGUGUCCGUAGAGGGAAUCAACCACGACGUCACCACAGCUCCGACGGGCGACUACUGGCGGCUGCUGAACCCGGGGGAGUACCGCGUGACGGCUCGUGCUGAAGGCUUCUCCCCCGUCACCAAACUGUGUGUGGUGGGUUACCAGUCCGGAGCCACGGCCUGCAGCUUCAACCUCGCCAAGUCCAACUGGGACCGCAUCAAACAGAUCAUGGCUCUCCACGGCAGCCGGCCGAUUCGACUCAGCUACGGCAACAACCGAGCGCAGAGCCCCGCGGUCGCUAACGGAAACAGGCGUGUUCUCCACGGCAACAACAACAACAACUUCUCGCAGAGUUCAUCGGUCAGCGCCGAGCGGCAGAGGCGGCUCCGGAUAGCUCGCCUCCGUCGUCUCCGCCAGCUGAGGUUACUGCGGUUAAGAGCCACGACGACGAUGUUACCGCCGACAACCACCACGAUCACCACGAUCCCCACCACGCCAGAGACGACCACUUCCUGGUACGACUCGUGGCCCGUCGAGGAGGGACAGUCCUCCACGCCGGGCGGCUUCACGGACUCCAUCCUGGAUUAUAACUACGAGUACAAGAUCGAUGACUAUUAGUCUCUCAGUAAACACGCAGCCGUCCUCCUAGACACACCGACUAUGUUUACACGCACAUUAAAGGUCCCAUGACAUGGUGCCCUUUGGAUGCUUUUAUAUAGACCUUAGUGGUCCCCUAAUACUGUAUCU
Perca flavescens (yellow perch) is the source of this 2877-nucleotide messenger RNA. It is a transcript of the gene aebp1b, whose product is annotated as AE binding protein 1b. Gene Ontology annotation, molecular function: zinc ion binding; RNA polymerase II transcription regulatory region sequence-specific DNA binding; metallocarboxypeptidase activity. Gene Ontology annotation, biological process: regulation of DNA-templated transcription; protein processing; peptide metabolic process. The record is from RefSeq and is a predicted model, not a curated record. The transcript is spliced from 16 exons. NCBI's taxonomy places the organism in Eukaryota, Metazoa, Chordata, Actinopteri, Perciformes, Percidae. The coding region runs from base 1 to 2748 and encodes 915 amino acids.